UCUCCCCACGUCGUCUUCUUCGUUGCCAUUUCCCCACAAACAUCUCAAGGGAAGGUAGCAAGUCUAUAAAUUCAGUAAUCACAGAAGGAAGCUCUCGCUUUCCAUUUUCUUUCUUCUUCUUCUUCUUCUUCUUCUCAUGCUCUAUUUCUGUUUCACUCAGAAUCAGAGCAUGGAACGUCUUACCUAUCCUUGUAUCCUCUUAUUUCUCUGCAUCUUCGCAUUUGUUGCAGAUGCGGGUUCCAUCGGAGUAAACUACGGGAGAAUAGCGAACAACCUUCCUCCUGCGGCAAAGGUGGUUCAGCUUCUCAAGUCUCAGGGUCUGGACAAGGUCAAGCUCUACGAUACUGAUGCCACAGUACUCAAGGCCCUGGCUGGUUCAGGAAUCAAGGUUGUCGUCGAUUUACCGAACGAGCAGCUGAACUUGACAGCGAAGAGUCCAUCCUUCGCCAACACAUGGGUUCAGAAGAACAUUGUUGCUUACCACCCAGACACCCAAAUCUACGCCAUUGCCGUCGGCAACGAAGUGUUUGUUGAUCCCAACAACACAACCGAUUACCUCGUUCCGGCCAUGCGCAACAUUCAGGCCGCGCUUGUCAAAAACAAACUUGAUUCUUCCAUUAAGGUGUCAUCACCCAUAGCCCUCAGUGCUCUCCAGAAUUCAUACCCGGCUUCCGCGGGAUCAUUCAAACAGGAGCUUAUCGAACCAGUCAUCAAACCCAUGCUGGAAUUUCUGCAGGAGACUGGGUCGUAUCUCAUGGUGAAUGCUUACCCUUUCUUCGCCUACUCGGCCAACACCGACGUUAUCUCCCUCGAUUACGCUCUGUUCAGGAACAACUCCGGCGUGGUUGACUCCGGCAAUGGGUUACGUUACUACAGUUUAUUUGACGCACAAAUCGAUGCGGUGUUCGCGGCGAUGUCGGCUUUGAAGUACGACAAGGUCAGCUUGAUGGUGACGGAGACCGGAUGGCCGUCCAAGGGAGAUGAGAACGAGGCGGGGGCGGGCGAGGAAAACGCCGCUGCCUACAACGGCAACCUUGUGCGGAAGAUACUCAUAGGAGGAGGAACUCCGUUGAGACCCAAGGCUGAUUUUGAGGUGUACCUGUUCGCGUUAUUCAACGAGAACCAGAAGAAUGGUCCGACUUCCGAAAGGAACUACGGGCUUUUCUACCCAAACGAGGAGAAGGUGUACAGCAUACCCUUGACGAUGCAGGAGGUGAAACAGCAGGGCCCGGUGAGCGGAGCAGGGAAGAGCCAAGUGACCACCCCUGUGAAGGGCAGCGGCGGAAGCGGAGGCACCGUUUCGACGAGCUCUUCGGGGCAGACGUGGUGUGUGGCGAACGAGAAAGCAGGGAAGGCGAGUUUGCAGGCGGCGCUGGAUUAUGCGUGUGGUGAGGGAGCUGCAGACUGUAGCCAGAUCCAACCAAAUUCGCUUUGUUAUGAUCCGAAUACGUUGGUGGCACACGCAUCGUUCGCAUUCAACAGCUACUAUCAGAAGAACGGCAGAAGAAUGGGAACUUGUGAUUUCCAAGGAGCUGCCUAUGUCGUUACCCAACCUCCCAAGUUUGGCAAAUGCGAGUUCCCUACAGGUUACUAGGGAACAAUGGACUCCAUGAGAGAUACAAUGGAGAAGAGCUUUUUGCAGGUUUCUUUGUAUUCCUUAUUUAUUAUUAUUAGUGUAGAGAGGAGGUGUAUUCCUUUCCUAGUUCCUUCGUUUGUAAUUAAAAAAUGAUAUUUAUUCAUCAUCAGAUUAUUAAUUUCAUGGGUUUAUUUCAUGAGCA
Macadamia integrifolia is the source of this 1778-nucleotide messenger RNA. Its product is annotated as glucan endo-1,3-beta-glucosidase 12-like. Bases 137 to 1594 code for a protein of 485 amino acids. Gene Ontology annotation, cellular component: plasma membrane. The record is from RefSeq and is a predicted model, not a curated record. Lineage: Eukaryota; Viridiplantae; Streptophyta; Magnoliopsida; Proteales; Proteaceae. Gene Ontology annotation, molecular function: hydrolase activity, hydrolyzing O-glycosyl compounds. The transcript has 3 exons. Gene Ontology annotation, biological process: carbohydrate metabolic process.